UUCCAGUCGGACACCUUUUGUUGCUGCACCUGUCCGGCAAGAAGUUUUGAAUGUUUAUCGUCUUCGCCUGACCUUCAUGCAAUUAUAAUUGAUUAUUAAAUACGUUUAAAAGAGAAAAUCUUCAUAUAAUCAGCAAAACGAAAUGUCCCAAAAAGAUCCUUGUCAGAAGCAAGCAUGCGAAAUACAGAAAUGUUUACAAGCGAACAAAUACAUUGAAAGUCGAUGCCAGGACGUGAUCAGAGAAAUGCGCCGGUGCUGUUCAGCUCUCGUCGGGAAGGAGUCGGUCUGCUGCUCUGGGUUUGCGAGAGAGCAGAAGACGGAAGAAGAGAGAAAGUCCUGACUUCGUGGUGUCAGAUUCUUCUGUGAAAUGUACGGAAUUCUGUUGUAUAUACACCAAUGGACGAACAGAUGACGAUACUAGCUAUAUUAGCUAUGCCUGUAAAUGUUUCUGUUAAUAUGGAAGGUGUAACCAGAGGUAACGUCCUGUUAAAGGCCUCAAACUGUACAUUCAUCAAUUCCAUUUGAAUUAAAUCAACAAUAAUGUCGUUUACUUUGCAUGCAGUUGAUUUACUACAGUAUUCUGGUUCAGUAUUUUUUUUGUUAUAGUUCCAAUUAAAAAGAAUCCCUAAGAGCUGUAAAUUGAUUAAAUGCCAGUAAAUGUGAAUGCAUUUUCGAAGACACGUGUUAAAAUACUUUAUUUCUCCUAAAUUGAACAUUCUUUGUAGCAGAAUUAUACAGCAUUAUGAAAACAAAACGUGCAAAGCUUGCGAACAUUAGUGGAAUAUAAAUCAAUGGAGUGAUAUGUAUAAGAGAAAUUCUGAAAUAUGUUUUGGUGCAGACUUUCUGCCAGCUCAGCAUUUUGCUUCCAUAGCAUCUGAACUCAUUUUCCACUGCUGAUGCAGUAAAAUCAGAUUAAAAUUGUAUUGGUGAUGGAGCAAUGGAAUCUUCUCAUAAAGCUUAACUACAGAUUGACUGCAGCGACUUUUUAUUUUGCUUUUCAUACUAUUAGAAUAGUACUUUUAGUAUCAACCCAGGUGCAGUCAAAACUACCAUUUCUCCCAACAGGUUAACUAUUGAGGUUUGCUAGGAUUGAUAUUACACAGUCCCAUAGCUGAUUCAGGCACUUUUAGAAAAAAAUAUUUUAAGUCUUAAUACACAACAAAAAACAACGAUUUACGGCAGCAAUAACUGCAUUCAAGAAAUCCAUAUCCAAACGCUGGGACUGACCUGAAACUAUCACGGCUUCAUUCAUAUGUUGACAUUAUCUGGGAGAGAUCUACUGCUAAAUUGGAACAAAGCCUAACCUACAUAAUGGAGUUAUGAAAUGUUCUGUUGAAUAUGCAUAGUACGGUCAGUGGUAUCCAUUUAUGUCCACAUAUAGCCAUUAUUUUGUCCAUUGUACAUAUCAUUUAAUAUGCCAUCUUGUACAUUUUGUUCAUGAAUUAUUUUUUGUUUGUUCGUAAUCAGUAAAAAAAAUAUUAUUCCAGUUCUGAACUCAAA
Molecule: messenger RNA, 1500 nt
Organism: Conger conger (European conger)
Lineage: Eukaryota; Metazoa; Chordata; Actinopteri; Anguilliformes; Congridae
Gene: cmc4
Product: C-x(9)-C motif containing 4 homolog (S. cerevisiae)
Exons: 2
Coding region: 143-340 (65 amino acids)
Cellular component (GO): mitochondrial intermembrane space
Source: RefSeq, a predicted model, not a curated record